Epinephelus lanceolatus (giant grouper) is the source of this 1359-nucleotide messenger RNA. RefSeq lists its product as uncharacterized. NCBI's taxonomy places the organism in Eukaryota, Metazoa, Chordata, Actinopteri, Perciformes, Serranidae. The record is from RefSeq and is a predicted model, not a curated record. Gene Ontology annotation, biological process: cholesterol efflux; acylglycerol homeostasis; phospholipid efflux. Gene Ontology annotation, cellular component: low-density lipoprotein particle; very-low-density lipoprotein particle; extracellular vesicle. Gene Ontology annotation, molecular function: phospholipid binding; phosphatidylcholine-sterol O-acyltransferase activator activity; cholesterol transfer activity.
GUUUGGGCAGCUGCUCUGAUAACAAGGACCUUUAUAAGUCAGAUGAGAGGAGAAGUCUCUCUGCAGACCCCUGAUCCUCAGAACGGUAAUCAUGCAUCUAAAAGUCGUGAUCUUCGCCCUGUCAUUCUUGACAACUUCAGCAUACCCACUCCAGCGUAACACCAGGGAGGCAACCUGGAUUGAUUCAAAGGCCAACCAGGCUCAUGACAAGACAGAGCUCACAAAGGAUGUGGAUAAAAUCUACAAGAGCCACAUCGACAGCAGUGACCUUUACGACACAGACGAUCACAGCACAAACCCUGUGGCGGUGGAGAUGCAACACAAACUCAACAUGGAGUCAGAGCGCCUGCGUACCCGUCUGCGCCAAGAGCUGACCGAGCUGCGGGAGAGGUUGUCUCCAUCGCCAGCCCACCUCAGCUCCACCUUGGCCAGCAUGAGAGAGCGCUUGGCUCCCCUUACCCAGCAGCUCCAGAGCUCUCUCAGCAGCAACACUCAAGACCUGUGUGGCCAGCUGAGCCUCUAUCUGCAGGGGCUGGAGACAGCAGAGGCUCAGGCAGAGGCCAGUCCUGCUCUGUACCAAGAAGCCUUCAAAUGGAUGAGCCAGACGCUGGAGCACAGCAGCUCCAAGGUGGCUGACCUCAUCAGCGACUUCCACACUAAAACCAUCGGGGUGAUCGAACAUCUGAAAGAGAUCAGUGCUAGUGAACAAGAGGCAGCCAAGUCUGAGCUCUGGCAGGACAUAAGCUCUAAGUUGGGACAGGAAGUGAGCUCUCUGAGGGGGGAGGCACAGAAUAGGGUAGGGGCUCUCAAAGCAGAGCUUGCUGCUCUGCUGGAAGCUGCAUGGCCAGGUGCGGCAGAAGUGAUGGCCAGUAUGGAGCGAUUUUGCCAAAAUGCAGCUCUGCAAAGCCAAGUGUUUCAGGCCCAGAUGGAGAGGCUGUUUCAGGGGCUGGAAGACAAACUGGAAAUCCAGGGAGACUUUCUUCUGUCUUCUUCUUCCUCCUCCUCGUCCAUGCAGCCAGGUGGCUCUUUGCAGGAGGACUUCUCAGCUAAACUCUCUGCUCUGAUCCAAGACAUUCUGCACUCAGUGUAGUGUCAAAGACAGGGGUUCAUUUGUACAAGAAACUACCAAAUAACUGCUGUCAUGACCCUUUAGAGUGGAUCAUUUGAGUUGUAUUCUUGUCCAUGCAUUUGUUGUUUGCCACUGUACUCACAGAGUAAGUAGCCUGUAAAUAUUUAUGAGUGUUUGGUUUUGAUUUAUGUUUCAUUCUGUCUGUGAAUAAGUGUGUAAAUGUAAAAAGUAUGCAUUCACUGAGCCCUGUAAAAAGAUGUUGCUUGUGGUGAGUAAAGUUAUUGAUGAUA